This is a messenger RNA of Xyrichtys novacula (pearly razorfish), 4144 nucleotides long. The record is from the annotation of a GenBank genome assembly. Lineage: Eukaryota; Metazoa; Chordata; Actinopteri; Labriformes; Labridae.
AGACGCGCGGAACUUUACUCAGGAAGUGCACUGUUUGAUUUCUGGUGCGUUGUAUCUAAAUGAAAGAAAGUCUGAAAACUUCAAUUUGAGAAGUUGUUUGAGAUUUUAAGGAAUAGAAAAAGUUAAUAAUGUCGGCUGGUUCAGAGUCGACACAUGUAUCGUCGCUUGGGAAGGGUGACAGUUUGCAUCAACAGGGUAAGAAAACCAUCUCUCUGUUGCUCAGGGAUCACGUCAGUCCAAUAAUAGGGGAAUGUCACACUUAAAACAUGUAUGCAAGAAUUAGAUGUUGAUUUAGACGUUUACAUAAGCGAGUGGAUUAAAAAAAGAGAGAAUUUAGUUCUCGGGAGUUUUCUGCUGUUGUUGUCCUUGCAGUGAUUCGGAUUUGCUAUUUCUAAUAAAUACGUCGAUGUUUUUUUUCCACAGUUCUUGCCUCUUUUCCUCUGUCCGACAUGACGGAGGAGGAUUUGACCCAGAACCCUCAGUUCUGCAAGCUCCUGGCUACCCUGUCACAACAUGUAGACCGAACUGGACUCACUGUCCCUCUGAAGACGGAGCUGGAUAAGGUAUCAGCUGUGACCCUUUUUCAUGUCAGCUUCGCUUUUGCAACAAACAUGCUGUCUUUUACCAAUGUGCAGCUAUACCUGAUGCAUUUCAAAGUGAAUGUGAACGUGGAUAGAUGGUCCCGGUACUCGAGUUAUCCCUCCAUACUUACUCAACGAAGUAUCGACCUCUACUGGUUAAAAGGAAGAACUGCAACAACAGAGACAGGAUCCUGUUCCCACUCCACAGUUCUGACUCUGUUAGGGUAGUCUUACCCAUUAAAAGCAACUGUUCUUUUUUUUUCUCCAGGCUGAGCAGAAACUGCAAAACCAGAGACAUCACUGGCUGCAAUCUGAGAGUCUUUACAAAGGACUUCAGGAGAUGGUCCAGGAUCAUUGUAUAAGAAAGCACCAUACCACUGUUCCCCCUGACCAGAACAUGGUACAGUUAUUUUGCAUAUUCAUUAAUUUGAAUAACUAAAAAAUGCAUUGAUAGCUGUGAGUUACUCAGAGACAGACAUAUAUUCUGGGGUGUUGUGUAAAUUGUUGAUAAAAACAGAAUUUGAUGGUUUAAAAUCAUUGAAAGCCUGUAUUUAAUUGAAAACAGUACAAGCACAACAUAUCAAAUGUUGAAACUGAAAAAAAAAAAGUUUUCUUAUAUGCAUAUUUUGAGUAUACAUUCAGCAAGACCUUUGAAAAUGGUUUGGACAUGUAUAGUGUUUAUGGUAAGUUUAGUGUACUUAAGGUCUUUCUUGAAAAAGUAAUGUCUGGAUAGCAGCAUGUGUGUCAAAACCAAUUUAUCAGUCAGGAGUAAUGGUAUUUUUCCAGAUGUAUAACCACACCAUGCAAUGGGCACUUAUGCAUCCCCCAACCUUCCCUGUUAUACCCUCUAUGAUUUCCAAAAGAAUGUUAAUUCUCAAGAUAGAAUCAAGAUUGACUCUAGGCCUUAGCCAUCUUACACUGGCUGAGGCUGAGAGAAGCUGGCGGUGUUUCUGGAUUGUGUAUAUUUAUGGUUUCCUCUUAGCAUGGUCAGCUUUAACCUGCAUUUGUCAAUGCACUGCCAAAGUGUGUGCACAGACAAUGGUCUGGAUCUGAUUGUAAGUCCAUGCAGUGAUUUCCACUUCACAGUCAUGUCUGUUUUUCAUGCGGCAGCACCCUCAGAUCAUGGCCAUGCCAUGUCAGUUACUAGCCUCGUCUUUCUUGAGCGGUUUCCCCAAAUUAUGUUAAUCUUUUAAUGAUAUUGUGACCAAAGUUGAUAAAAACCCUAAUUUUUUUGCAAUUUUGAUCUUAUAAAUAUUAUUCUGGAAUAUAUAUAUUUUUUUUCUCCGCCAGAGUCUCUCACACAGUGGUGAACCUCCUCCCAGCUUUACUUAUGAUAGAUUCAGCGGCUCAGGAAAGACCCAUUUAUACCCACACAUGUUACGAACCUGUAGCAAGUCAAUGUAAUCAGUUGUAACAUAUUCCUCAAGUAGUUUUUUUAGCAUGACAGAACUGUCCCUGUGUUUUAAAACAUUCUGCUGGCAUCAAAAUGAGUAUUUGAAUGAGUCAUUAUUUUUUGCAAAUAAUGACAUUUUUCAGUUUCAAAAUUUGAUUUGUUGUCUUCGAACUAUUACAGUUUAACAUAGACGUUAAAUGAUUUUCAAACCUUCAAAUUUUAUUUUAUUUACAUUUUACACUGCAUCCUAACUCUUACAGAAUAUGGGUUGUAAAUCUGGGUGAAAAAAAUCUGCACUGAGCAACUUUUUGAAUGACUGGAAAUGAAAUAAAUGUUUUGAUAUACAGUAUAUCACAUUAACUGUUUUUGUGUGUCCCUUGUGUGUAGUUCUAUGAGACAGUGGAGAAGUGCCUGCUGGUGUCUCAGUGUGUCAGACAGCUGGAUCCCAGCACCACCACCAGCCAGGAUCAGCCCUCUGUUCUGGGUCUGAGCCCCAAACAGGUGAUGGAGCUCAUGCCAUCAGAGAAGGUGAGUCAUAAAAUUAACCCUCGUGCAUAUUACUUUUGCAGCAAAAUAUACCAAAAUGCUGCUUUUAUUAACCAACAAUGCCAUAUUUAUCGAUGACAGAAUGUACAGAGGAUGAGACAGAGACUUCCAGUCGAACUGGAGAAACAUCUGAAGAAAAAGUCUUUGAGCCUCCUCUCCUACUAUCAACCUGAAUGGGGUACAGAGUCGAAAUGCUUAUUUGACCCUCUUUGUAUAUCAUGUAAUUGUUCUUCAUGAUGACCUGGAUUUUGUUUUGUACCACUCAGAGAGUGAGAGUGAGGGCCUGAAGACUAUAAAGCUGUCUCAUCUGUCAGCUCAGCUGGACAAAGAGAAGAAAAGAGCAGAGAAUGUGAAGGAAACCUGCCGGGAAAACACAGUUCUUCUGCAGAGACAGACUCAACUCUACCUCUCUGUCAGCUUUUACAAUAUUUUUACAAGAAGCAAUCAUUGAAAACAUAAACAUAAUCAUUUAUGUUACAAUGUUUGAUUAAUGAUGUUUUUCCUCCCCCCAUGACCUGUGUCCAGGAGCUAAUUAAGUGUAUCCAGCUUCUCCAGACCCUCAUCUUGGACCAUAGGCUGAAGAUCCAGACAGAUUUAGACAAGAAGAAGUUGGACUACUUUGAGGGGAAAUUUGAAUUAGUCUUUCAAAAAAUCAAGUAAGGACUUUUUAAUACUUUUGCUUCUAGGUUUUUCUUAUCAGAGCUGUAUGCAUUUUUGUAACCUAUGUUUUCUUUCCUUCCUUUCAAGGACUGAGAUGGUGGAAAUUCAGCUUGACACAUAUACAGUGGACUCAAUAUCAGCCCAUAGGAAAAUAAGGCAAAAAGCUUUUUGUCCAUUUGUGGCUUCUUAUUCCCUUGUUAUUGAAAUAAAAUAAAUCUAAUAUCAUUCUGUCUUUGUGUUUCAUUUCAGAGAGAAGCUGGAGUCUGAGCUGAAAGCCCGUCAGGCGGAGAAGCAGUCUGUUGAGUCGAAACUUGCCUCCUUUAAGAUCUUGGGCAAAGAGUUUGAAACUCUGGCUGAGGAGUACUGCAGAUUACGGCAGGAGAUAGAAAUGAAAAACUGGGCUCUGAAGGAGUUCACCCAGUACAGUAACAAGUGAAGAUCAUAUCUGAAGCUGGGAUAACAACCAGCCAGUCCCUUUUCUGCAUGCCAUCCUCCUCGCUGAUAAUGGUAUGCAGGCUUUGUAGACUUCUGACUCAAGAAUUUUGCAGAAGUAAACACUCCCUUUGGAGCUCUAAACUUAGAAAUGUUUUUUAAACCUUGGUUAAUACAGUUCAACUAAAACUGUCCAGUUUCUCCAAAGCGUUGCUCAUCCGAAUCAUUUUUUCCUCCAUUUUCUACAUUAAACUCAUUUAAGUUAAAAGGUACCUUUGCUCAAAAAUAGCUUCCUGGUUUGCAGAGGUGGCAACAAAAAGUUUAACUGACUUAUGUCACCUGAAACAUCAAACUGAAGGUGUAUUUUUGUAGAUUUGACUGAAGUUUAGAUAUGUUGUCACCACACUGUGACAUACUUGUAUAUCAGGAAAAUGGGCAAUCCAUUGUGAAGUGCUGGGAGUGGAUUAGUGCAUUGUGAAGAUUUUGUCUCGUGAAAAAUACAAGAUUCAAUAAAGGAUUGACAUCUCUUAAA